AUGAAAGAGUUGGUUUGCGAGAGUGAUCCAGAUGAUCCCGAUUUCAGUCCCGAUAGUGACGAUUCAAGCGAUAGUGACGAUGCAAUCGAGAAUGAUAGUGAGACUUAUGAUAGCGGAGUAGAUGGGGACGACGAUAGAGACGAUGCUGGAGAUGUUGAGGACAAGAAGAAAAGAAAGAGAUCCAAAGAUGAAGCUGAAGAAGAUAUAAUGGAUAGGUUUGAGUAUGAGAUGAAGGAAGUUGUAGCAGAAUGGUUCGAUGAGUUUCAAAUUUGUCUGAAUACUGUUCCAGAUAGCUCAGAUGAAGACGAAGAUCCGGUUGGUGGAUCUACUAGUGAAGCACAGAAGGAGAAGAAGAGCGAAAAGAAGGAUACUCUCACACAAACAACUCAAGCACCUGAAACACUCACUCACACAAAGAAGUAG
Messenger RNA from Camelina sativa (false flax), 423 nucleotides. The record is from RefSeq and is a predicted model, not a curated record. Lineage: Eukaryota; Viridiplantae; Streptophyta; Magnoliopsida; Brassicales; Brassicaceae.